CCAGCAGGGGCUUUCUCGAGUUCACUAGCUAGUAGAGAGAUCUUUCUGUCUCCUGUAGCAGUGUUUAUAUGUGCAUGCAAGCAGUUGCCCCUUCACACGGAUACCGAGACACACAGCAGCAUGGCGAGCCGGGAAAGAGCACAGAGUUUUCUUCACUCAUCAACAAAAACUAAAUUGUCAUGCAUAGGAUUGCUGCGGGUUUUAUUUAUUACUUUUAUACACACGGCGCAGGCGAACAAACAAGCGUUCAUACAGUCAGACACAAUCCUCGAGGUGCUACACUUUGGAGAAGGUCGUCUCUUACAGACAGAGUUUGACUGUGAUCUAAGUUUAUAUAAUCGAAAAAGGUCUGUGGGGAUGCCAACAAUGGAAAAUAUUUACUUGAAUAAUCCCAGCUCAGAAGAAAUUAGUUUGAUAUCAAUAUCAGCAACAACAGCACAUUUUCAUUCAUCCUAUUUCCAGAAUGGGAUAAUCCCAGCAGGGGGAAACACGUCGUUUGAUCUCGUGUUUCUCGCCAGGGUCGUAGGGAACAUAGAAAAUACUUUAUUUAUUAAUACGUCGAAUCAUGGAGUGUUUACAUACCAGGUGUUCUGGGUGGGUAUCCCCUACAGACUACGGCCCUUCAUCGGGGCCAGAGUACCUGUUAACGACAGCUUCUCUCCACUCAUAAACAUCCACAACCCUCACAGUGAACCACUGCAGGUUGUGGAGAUGUUCUCCAGUGGAGAUCACCUCCAUCUGGACCUGCCUACGGGCCAACAAGGAGGCACCAGAACAUUCUGGGAGAUCCCUCCGUUUGAGACGAAGGGUGUGAUGAGGGCUAGCUUCUCGUCGAGAGAUGCAGACAACCACACAGCCUUCAUCAGGAUCAAAACCAACGAAGACCAGUUUAUCAUACUGCCUGUGGAGGUCACCUCAGCUCCUGGUAUAUACUCCUCCACAGAGAUGCUAGACUUCGGUACGUUAUGGUCACAAGAACGGCCGGAACAAUUGAACUUACAUCUACUGAAUUCGGGAAGGAAAGAUGUUUGGAUCGCGAGUAUACGGACGACGCCAUCCAACGAAGCCACCAUCAAUUUCAAAGCAAUCACCCUAGAAGCAGGCGAGAGUAGAUAUGCCAAAGUUGCAAGUAUUAGUUUUGAUGCAUCAAAAGCAGAAAGACCGGUUCAGUUUUCUGGUAAAAUAACAGUGAAGGUCAAGGAGAUAAACUCGUCUAAACUUGAAGUCCCGUACCAAGCAGAGGUGCUACAAGGCUACCUGGGCUUUGACCACACGGCCACGUUGUUCCACAUCAGAGACAGUCCAGUAGACCCCUUGAACAGAUCCAUCUUCCUUACCAACGCCUUCAACUUUGCUGUCCGCAUACACAACGUCACCCUGCCAGAUGAGGCCAAGACCAUGUUCAGCCCCAUGGUCCUGUCCCCCAGGCUAAAGGAGGAGCUCCUCUUGGACUUUGGGCUCUGCAGUUCAACAGUCUUCAGCAGCAUCGUGUUCCUAGUGUUCAACAACAACCCCAUAGAGAUAUUAACAAUCCCAGUGAAGGCUGCGAUAGCAGUGGGGAAGCUAAACAGCUAUCCUGAACACAUCAUCCUACCUCCAUCCUUUCCUGGGAAGAUAGUUCACCAGAGUUUCACCAUCCAGAGUUCCUUCACCCAGAGAGCGAGACUCCGACACAUCCGUUCCCUGACAGAAGACAUUCGGUUCUAUUACAAAAGACUACGUAGUAACAAGAAUGGACUGGAACCUAGACGCAAGUCCAAGGUUGCUAAUAUUUAUUUUGAUGCCGGUUUGCAGUGUGUCGACCACUGUUAUGUGGGGUUGCCGUUUGUUCUGAAAUCUGAGGCUCGUCCCCACGGCCUGGUCUUACAGGAGGACAUCUGGGAUGCUGACAUUGACCUCCACCAGAAACUUCUCCGACGCUGGACAGAGCUGAAAGAUCGCUCGGGACAUCAAGUUGAGGUGGUGUUUGAAGUCAGCACAGAUCUUCAGGAGACGGUCCAGGCAACAAUAACAGCUCAACAGACCUGGCCGUCGCUGGUUAACGCCUCACAACAAAUCACGUUUCCCCUCACCAAUGCCAAUAGCUCCUCUGAGACGGAGGUUGUUCUAGAGAACCCAGCAGAUGUCCCAGUGUAUGUCCAGAUCCUUCCUCUGGCUCUCUACCCGAACCCCUACGUGUUUGCUGGGAAACUCGGCGACCGCUUCCCACUGGGAAAGUUGUCCAACAUCGACACAAAAUCACUGGAAUUUCAGGUCACCAGAAACCUAUCGUCUGUAAUGAAGGGAAGCUCAGGGUUUGUGGAGGGCUCGACCAGACCGUUUGUCUACAACGUGCUCCUGCAGCCUGGAGAGGUCAAGUCCUUCAGCCUGAGGUUCACUCCUUCCAGCAACCACUCUGUCUCCUCCCUGCUCAUAGUCAGGAACAACCUGACUGUGAUAGAUGUGAUCGUGGUUCGUGGCCAGGGAACCACGGGGAGCCUGCAGGUAGCUGGGAAAGUCCCUGGACCAGACAGCUCCCUUCGCUUCCAAAUGACGGAGGCGUUGCUGAAGGACUGCACAGAGAAGAUCAAGUCCAAAGAGCCCAAGUCCACUCUGAGAAGAACCUUCAGGGUGGAGAACGCUGGUCUACUCCCCUUGUAUAUCCGCUCUGCAGAGAUCAACGGCCAGCCCUGCCAAGGAUACGGAUUCAAAGUUCUCAACUGUCAGCAAUUUACACUUAAACCAAACGCUUCUGAAGACCUAGUGAUACUGUUUACACCGGACUUCACGUCAUCCAGAGUGAUCCGGGAGCUGAAGCUAGUGACGGAGGGAGGGUCAGAGUUUGUGUUUGUCCUGAACGCCUCUCUACCUUUUCACAUGCUGGCCUCCUGCACAGAGACCCUCCCCAGACCCUCCUGGGAGCUGGAGCUAUACGUCAUCGUCUCCCUCGUCAUGAGCUCCAUGUUCCUGCUGGUGAUUGCUAUAGCCUACCUGGAAGCCCAGGGGAUCUGGGAGCCCUUUAAGAGACAUCUGUCUCUGGACUCUCCCAUGGAGACGGGAAGACCCUUCGAUCUCAGGGAAAUAGUACGCAUUUCAAGUGAUGCUAACUUGAAUGAUUUCAGCGACGCCCACCAGAACCCGACCAGGGGGAUGUAUGGUUCUGGUAGCGAGGUGUCCCGGGUCGGGAGCCGAAACAGCAGAGCCUCCGUGGACUUUGAUGGACAGAGAGCCAGGAUGGACUUUGAUCGAUCAACUAUGCAAGCCUCCUCCACCUCCGCUUCCUCCCAGCUAGCCAAUGGCGCCCCGGUUUCCUGUCAGCUGACCAAUAGGAAGGCGCGGAGCUCCAAGAGGCAGCAGGGUGGAGGACUCCUGGACCUCCAGAAUGGGGGCCCUGGGUCAGGGUCGUCUCUGCCCCACAGAAGGCACUGUUCUGGGGGAGAGGACCCAGACUACGCCAGCCUCCUGGGGGCCAUGGAUAACGACCUGGACAGACCUGAAUCACCACCUCUACAGGAACACAACGUUUCUCUGUCUACACUGAACAACGUGCUGGACUCUAAAGGAAAGCAGCUGAGAGGUAAAACUAAUGCUCAGAGAAAGAGAGCGGAGAAGGAGAGGAGAGCAAAGGGAAAAGCACCUCAGGGAGACCAGCUGAAGGAUGUUUUGGCAGACAAUGACGACAGCUCCUCUACCACCACAGAGACCUCCAACCCUGAUGUAGAGGCCAGCAACAAAGAGGAACCAGUGAAGAAGAAGGGCAGAACAGCAGUGACUCUGGAAAAAGAGGAAACCAAACCCCAAACCAACACAAAUGAUCAAUCUAGUUCCCUGGAGCUCCCUUACAUCACAGCCCUGGAGAUCAAACAACGCAAGGUCUUCACAUCCAAAGCCCUCAUCCACUCUGCUCUCACCACAGCCCCUACAGCUAGGACUCUGCAGAAACCCAGACCUGGGUCUCUCCCCCAUCUCAACUCGUCUGAUUGUUCUGUAGUUGUGCCUUGUGGGAAGCUGGAGGAUUCUUGUCCGUUUCCCGUGGUGAAGCGGUUGUCCAACGGCUCGGUUUCAGAGCUGGGUCACAGCAGCAGCUCCGAGGGAGAGAAGGAGUUCGCUGCUACUGAAUGGGACAACCCACUGCUCACCAGAACCACCAACCAAGCCGACAGUCUCCAGCAGACCUCCCUCCAGACCAUGAAUGCAGACACCUUCCUGAAGAGACCCAUCUCAGCUAGGACCUACUCCCAUCCCCUCUCCUCCCCCAGCCUAGUGACCAGGGGAACAUACAGCCAAGUACUCAAUGCCAAUAGUGAGACCAACUUGAAGAAGGCACCAGGGAACAAGUUAGCUAAUGCCACCUCUCUCCCGGGCAAGAAUGGCAAUCCUACUUUUGCAGCUGUGGCUGCGGGAUACGACAGAACCCCAGGUGGCAGUGGCCCAGGUCAAAGAGCCCAAUGGAAGACUCUAGCUCACUUGACCUCAGUGGAGAGCGACAGCUCAGACAGCUCAGGAUUAUGGUCUCCCAUAGGAUUCAAUCCUGCCAACUCCUUCUCUGCAUUCGGACCCAACAACUCCUUCAAUCUGACAGGAGUCUUCCGUGGGAUGUCCUUCCCGAAGACAUCCGAGCCUCAGCAGACUUGGCCUGAGUUGAGCUCUGCGUCCUCGUCUCUCUGGGACGCCACCAGCAACCCCCUGCACUCCUGGCUCAGCAGCUCCCCCACUGUCGCUGCCUCAUCCGUCCUGGGUAGCAGCAGGAACCCCUGGUCCACCACCACCCCCUUUGGCAGCUCCAUCUGGUCCACUAGUGGAGACACUGCACUACACUCCUUCACUCCCACCACCACCCUCCCAGACUUACCCAGCAGCAUCCCCACCCUGGGCCUGGCCCCUCCAACUGCCCCCACUGAGAUGAGCCGUUCCUACGACCCCUGGAGGCCCACCCUCAGCAGACACGGCUCAGAGCCCUGGUCCAGCCACUGAGGAGUAACAGGCACUCGCUCUUAGCCUGGUCCCAAAUCUGUUUCAGCUCGUGUCAACUCCAAUGCUGUCUUUAUCAAGCCAAACAUGGCGACGUGGCAUGAAAAUGAUUGCCAAAGAGUUGGCGUAGCACAAACAGGCUGGAACUCAGGCUAACUCGCUCUCACAGAUGUGAUAAUUCUUAACUGAAUUAUCACGUAAAUCAUGCAUACAUGUAAAUGGCAUAUUUACGUUAUGUGAGCAGACCUCAUGUACAUAUUCUGGUCUAAAUCAGAAAUAUACCAUGGUAUCAGUUGUUAAACAGUACUUAAAUAUACAUCAAAACAAAUUAUUUUAUCGACGAGUCCCGUCUAGAAAAGGUUUCAAUGUAAUUUGGUAGCCCCAGCACUUUCUAACACAAACCAAAACCCCCUGAUCAUUUAGUUCACAGCAGUUACAUGCUUUUUAUUCAGGGGGGGGGGAAAUACAGUCUUGAUUCAGAUUCAUUUUUAGGAACACCUCUUAAAUGUAAACAAGAGGAAAGGAAUGUUUUUACCGACACAGGCCGCUGUAACACCCUGGACCAGAGCUAGGUAAUGCUGGUCUGUUGUUCACUAGCUCUGGUCCAGGUCGCUGUAACACCCUGGACCAGAGCUAGGUAAUACUGGUCUGUUGUUCACUAG
Messenger RNA from Oncorhynchus tshawytscha (Chinook salmon), 5612 nucleotides. It is a transcript of the gene tmem131, whose product is annotated as transmembrane protein 131. NCBI's taxonomy places the organism in Eukaryota, Metazoa, Chordata, Actinopteri, Salmoniformes, Salmonidae. Gene Ontology annotation, cellular component: membrane. The record is from RefSeq and is a predicted model, not a curated record. The coding region runs from base 121 to 4953 and encodes 1610 amino acids. The transcript is spliced from 34 exons.